Molecule: messenger RNA, 4703 nt
Organism: Cebus imitator (Panamanian white-faced capuchin)
Lineage: Eukaryota; Metazoa; Chordata; Mammalia; Primates; Cebidae
Product: HLA class II histocompatibility antigen, DO beta chain
Exons: 6
Coding region: 61-915 (284 amino acids)
Biological process (GO): peptide antigen assembly with MHC class II protein complex; positive regulation of T cell activation; immune response
Cellular component (GO): membrane; MHC class II protein complex
Molecular function (GO): MHC class II protein complex binding
Source: RefSeq, a predicted model, not a curated record
ACAGCUGCUUAUACUCUUAAUGAAUAUUUUUUGAGAUAUGAACCCAUCCUGAAGAGGCUGAUGAUUUUAUUAUCUCAUUUUUUUCCUUUCUCUAGAAUGGAUUCUAGGUGGCUCCCCUGGGUGGUGGCUCUGCUAGUGAAUCUGACCAGACUGGAUUCCUCCGUGACUCAAGGCACAGACUCUCCAGAAGAUUUUGUGAUUCAGGCCAAAGCUGACUGUUACUUCACCAACGGGACAGAAAAGGUGCAGUUCGUGGUCAGAUUCAUCUUUAACUUGGAGGAGUAUGCACAUUUCGACAGCGAUGUGGGGAUGUUCGUGGCAUUGACGAACCUGGGGCAGCCAGAUGCUGAGCAGUGGAACAGCCGGUUGGAUCUCUUGGAGAGGAGCAGGGAGGCAGUGGAUACGGUCUGUAGACACAAUUACAGGCUGGGUGCACCCUUCACUGUGGGGAGAAAAGUGCAACCAGAGGUAACGGUGUACCCAGAGAGGACCCCACUCCUGCACCAGCAUAAUCUGCUGCUCUGCUCUGUGACGGGCUUCUAUCCAGGGGACAUCAAGAUUAGCUGGUUCCUGAAUGGGCAGGAGGAGAGAGUUGGGGUCCUGUCCACUGGCCUUAUCGGGAAUGGAGACUGGACCUUUCAGACUGUGGUGAUGCUGGAAAUGACUCCUGAACUUGGAGAUGUCUACACCUGCCUUGUUGAUCACUCCAGCCUGCUGAGCCCUGUUUCUGUGGAGUGGAGAGCUCAGUCUGGAUAUUCUUGGAGAAAGAUGCUGAGUGGCAUUGCAGCCUUCCUACUUGGGCUAAUCUUCCUUCUGGUGGGGAUCGUCAUCCAGCUCAGGGCUCAGAAAGGUAACGAGCCUGUGAGGAGAGCCCUGCCACCUGCCCAAGGGCUUCCCUGCUCCCGUCUUCCCUAACGUCAAAGAUCUGAGGACAUGUGGGGACGAAGAUGUCUGGUGAUGAGGCCUCAAGAGCAGUUCUGCUCCCUCAGCCAUGCUAAAGUCCUCACGGAAGCUUCUCUCCCUGGAGCAUAAAGUAGUGAUGGGUAGUCUGGGCCCUGGGUGAGGUAAAGGACGUUCCUGAGGCCAGUGUUCUGGGAAUAACUCUCCUCCUUGAUAUUUGGAGGAGUCCAAUGUGAUUCUGGAACUCUGUGCUCUGAGAUUAUGCAUCUCCCACCCAUCUGCCCUUCUCCCUCCUACGUGUGUACAUCUUUAAUCCCCAUUGCCAAGGACUCUGUCCAGAAACUCCCCUAAGACCUUACUUCUUCCAGCCCCAAAUCAUUUACUUUUCUGUGGUCCAGCCCUGCCCCUAUAAGCCAUGAUCUCCAAAGCUUUCCGUCUUCCAACUGCAGUCUCCACAGUCUUCAGAAGACAAAGGCUCAGGUAGUCACUGUUUCCAAAAACCUCUUUGUUGUAGAAUAAAAUGGAGAUACAGAGAACCACGCAAAAUGUAUAAUUUAGUGAAUUAUUUAAGGAAAACUCCCUGUAAUCAAGUCAAGAAACAGGACUUUGCCAGCUUCAGCAGAAGUCUCUGUGUACCUCAGGCCAAUCAAAACCUUUCCCUCCCUCAAAAGUGUUCAUAUCCUGACUUUCUGGUAACCUCUUUCUUGCCUUUUUUUGUAGUCUGUUCCCCCAGGUUUGUGUUCCUGGACGCUACAGCUUAGUUGCCUUUUACGUCUCUUACACUUCACUGGUUUCUCUCUCAUCUGCCUUUGUGUCCUCUUAUGAUUAAUCUGCUGAAAAGCUCGAGCCAUUUGACCAGUAGCAUUUCCCACACUCUGGAUUUUGCUGGCUGCAUACACAUGGUACAGUGUAACACGUCCUCUGCCCUCUGCCCUCUGUAUCUCCUGCAAAUUGGCAUCUGAACACAGAGGCUGGAUCAGACUCUGGUUUGAUCUUUUCCUCUGGAAAGUCUAUACGUGGUACUGUGGUCAUUCACCACGAGAUGAAAUUUCCAGCUGUUUCUCUUUUUGUGAUGUUCGCAAUCAUUGAUAUCAAUUGCCUAGGUUGUUAAUUUGUUGGGGAUUGUUAAAUGGUGAUAUUCUUUCAUUUUUUCUUCAUUUAUAUGCUUCAUUAAUGCUAUAAAGAGACACUUCUUUUCCUUUGCUAGUGAAGAGACAUUUCCCUUCACUUAUUAGUUAGUGGAAAGGCAGAAUCAAUGUUUGACUCUCCUUUUAUUUACCAAUUUUUGAGCUAAUAAGUUGGUUUCCUAAUUGUAAUAAAAUCUACAGAUGCCAAUCAGGCUUUACUUUUCAUUUUUUAAGUAAGUAUAAACAGAAGGAUUUAAAUGUUUGAUAGAUUUUACUCUAUUGCAAUUUUUAUGUUUGUUGAAGCUUACAUGCUUUAUUUUUGGUGAGUGAAAACUUCUUCAAGUGGCUAAAAAUGAAACUGAGUUCUUUUGACACAAAGUUCUUUUGAUAAUUUCUUUGUUAUCUGGGAUGACAAGAUGUUUCUGGUUCAUUCUCUUCAUUUCUUGCCCAGACCAGGAGGUAGCCAUUUUUUUCAGAAAUCUCUGGUUUAUUUUAGUGGGAAAUGACAUUUAAGACUAUAAUCUAGAGUUAGGGAGCUUCAUCCUACUGAACCCACUGCUUGAGUCACCUCAGAAGUGGCGGCAAGGGAGUUUCCACAAGGAAGUGCUUCAAACCAUCCUGAGGUGGUGUGGGUCAGGAUUCAAAGAAAGAAGCAUGAAAUGCCAGGGUGAUCAGUCCAAAGCAUUUAUUUGGGGAAUUUACCUGUGGAGGCCUUCAGGAGUCUUAACAGGCAGCAAGAGAAAAGGGAUGUUCUGCCUGGGUAUUUCUGCAUUGAGGGGGUCAGGGUAUGGAGUUUAUAUGAGGGUUUAAAGAAUUUGACUCAGGGCUGGGACACAGCUUCAGCAUUCAGGGCAACAAGCUAGAUACCUAGUGCCUGGGAGUGUUCAAGGCCUUGGCUUGGGUUCAGGCCUGCUGGGGAAAAUCUGCAGUUGGCUGGGUCACAGAGGCAUUCUGUGAUUUUUCAGUCAGGACAUGGAAAGAAAGCAGGGAGAGGGGUUGUGGAGGAGCCUAAACAGAUAGGAGUGGUCAUUGUGUCCGGCCUGUUCAAUGGAAAUAUAACAUUUAUAUAUGUAUACAUUUAAAAAAAUCAGUCUUUUCUAUAUUACGUCUGCAUCUCCUUUCUUUUACACCAAGAACUCUGUUUUUUAAGGAUGCAGGGACAGACACUGUAAGAAAGUCCAUACUUAUUUGCUUUUCCUGGAUGAACAUAGACAGCAGUCUAAGGAUAAUAACGUUCAUACUACAACCACAAAAUGACUACUAAAAACGGUUGACAUUCUUUUUAGCUACAUUCUCCAUUCUUACCUAUGUUCUCCCCACCUUCCUAGUUGAACUAUGUCUAUGCUAAUUGAUCUUGUGCCAUUACAGAGAUUACUUGCUGCCUUAUGAGUCCUAGUUCUGUGAGUUGAGCUAUGUUUAAUGCUCACCAUGAUUCCCUAUGCUGAUGUCCCUGUCAUGUGGCAUUUUUCACGUGUGAUCCUUGGAUCCAUGGGGGUCCCUGGGACCCUUCAAGGGGCCUAUGAAGUCAAGCAUUUUUGUAACAAUGCUGUUAUUUGCCUUUUUCACUGUAUAAUUUGCAUAGUGGUGCAGAAAUCUAUGGUAGGUGAGAUGGUUAGUGCCUCAGCACAAAUCAAGGCGGUGACACCAAGUCGUGUAGGUAGUCAUGUUCUCCACUGCCCUAAGCUUACAGUAAAGAAAAGAAAGAAAGAAAGAACCAGUGACUUUGAUGAAGCAAUAAAAUCAUUAGUUUACUAAAUUUUAAACCUCAAGCACACAUCUGUUUAAUAUUCAGUGUAAGAAAAUAGGCAGCAUUUCUGGUGCAUACUGAUGGAAAGGCAGUUGUUCUGCGGAAAAGCCAUUGUAUAAUUGCAUGAGUUGUGAGUGAAGCUAGGUGUUCCUUUUUUUUUUUUUUUAAUGGGCGGAUCAUCAUUUUCCUUGAAAGAAUGACUGAAAGUCACAAUGUGAUUAUUCAGACUUGGGUAUUUGGUAGAAAUUUUCUCAAAAAUGAACAAAAUGAGCUUAUCCUAUCAAAGAAAAUAAUAUUGACAGUGGAAAUUGGAAUUUCAAGAGAAAAUUAAAAUUUUGGAAAACUUAUGUGUGCCGCAGCUUCUCACUACUUCAAGAUUUUCCUGAUGAGAUGGGUGGUGAUAUUAACAAAUAUGGUUUUAAAAACAUUGUUUCAUAAAAUAUGUCAGUACUUUAAAGAUCUGCAUAACCCCAUGAACCAGUAAUUUACAAAUAAUCAAUGCAUGAUAUUGCAAAGCCAUGCAUAGAUGAAAAGAUCCAUUUAAAGAUAGACUAGUGAAUUUUAACAUAACAGAAUAUGAAAAGUUAAUUGAUAAGGUUUCAGAUUCUACACCGCAACUAACCUGUAAGAAUCUGCCAUUUGUUGAGUUUUAGUGUCUUAUCAAGGAAGAAUAGUUACAAUAGCUGAAAAGGCUAUUGAAAUUUUCCUCCUUUUCCCACUGUGUAUCUCAGUGAGAUGAGAUUUUCUUUCUGUACCUCAGCCAAAACAACAUACUGUUACAGAUUGAAUGUAGAAGAAUAUAUAACCAAGCUAGUUUUAUUAAGCCAGACAUUAAAGAGAUUUUUACAAAUGUUAAAUAAUUCCUUCUUUUUCACUAUUUAUCUGUGCUUGAAAAGACAGCUAUUUUCCAUAAAAAUAAGUUAUUAUGG